This is a messenger RNA of Athene cunicularia (burrowing owl), 465 nucleotides long. Its product is annotated as proproteinase E-like. Gene Ontology annotation, molecular function: serine-type endopeptidase activity. Gene Ontology annotation, biological process: proteolysis. The record is from RefSeq and is a predicted model, not a curated record. Bases 1 to 411 code for a protein of 136 amino acids. Lineage: Eukaryota; Metazoa; Chordata; Aves; Strigiformes; Strigidae. The transcript is spliced from 4 exons.
AUGGGGGAAUGGAGGGAUGGAGAAAGGAUGGAUGAGGGCCAGCAGCAGGGCACCAGGCACAGCCCCCCCAGCCCCCCUAACACCCGUCUGGCAGCUGGGGGGGCGCUGCCCGAUCGGCUGCAGCAGGCGCUGCUGCCCGUGGUGGGCUACGAGCGCUGCACCCAGCCCGACUGGUGGGGCGCCCUGGCCAUCCGCCGCACCAUGAUCUGCGCCGGCGGCGCCGAGAAGGCCGGCUGCAACGGCGACUCGGGGGGUCCCCUGAACUGCCAGGCGGCUGAUGGGCACUGGGAGGUGCACGGCAUCGCCAGCUUCGUCUCCGGGCUGGGCUGCAACGCGCCCAAGAAGCCAACGGUUUUCACCCGCGUCUCUGCCUUCGAGGACUGGAUCGCCGAGACCAUGAACAAGAACUGAGCGUGGCGACAGCGGUGACAGCAACCUCCCAGCCUGGCAUCGGGCAAAUAAACC